UCCGAGGAGGACCGGGGUUCGUUCCUGCGGGGAAAGCUGAGGCGAUUCCGGGACCCUGGCAACAGAAGAAAGCUUUCCAAAGAGGAGGCGUGGUAGGGACGCCUCGAGGGGUCCGAGAGGAGCCGGAGCGCUCCGGGACUGGGGUUCAGGCUGAGGGAGGCCUUCCUGGAGCAGACGCUGUGCGGGGGGCCGUGCUGGAGAAAGCUGGGGUGCCAGCCCGGCGGGCCCUUUCGGACGCGGGAAGGGGGACGCUGCCUGCAGCCCCCGCGACCCUUGCAGCUCGGCUCCCUCCCCCCACUCCAACCCCACCCCCUUCCCCGAAAGUUAAAAGGACCUUUGCUGCUUCUGUCCUACUCAAUAAAUAGUACUUUUACCCUCCAACGGGGGAAACAAAAGAACUCAUUUCCUUCCCAAUUCGGUGCUUAGGAAAGCCCCAGGCCAGGCUGGCCUCUCGACUGAUUUUAUAAUUUUAACUCAGGGGUCAAACUAGCAAGGGCCUUGCUCGUGUGUCCAUUCUCAAAACCCCACACUCUGCCUCGUUUCGCGGCGCCAUGUCUACCAGCAGCUGUAGUUUCAAGGACCGGUGCGUGUCCAUCUUAUGUUGCAAAUUCUGUAAACAAGUGCUCAGCUCUAGGGGAAUGAAGGCUGUUUUGCUGGCUGAUACCGAAAUAGACCUUUUCUCUACAGACAUCCCUCCGACCAAUGCAGUGGAUCUCAUUGGAAGAUGCUAUUUCACUGAAAUCUGCAAAUGUAAACUGAAGGACAUUGCAUGUUUAAAAUGUGGAAACAUUGUAGGUUAUCAUGUGAUUGUUCCAUGUUGUUCCUGCCUUCUUUCCUGCAACAAUGGACACUUUUGGAUGUUUCACAGCCAGGCAGUAUACGGUAUUAACAGACUAGACUCCACUGGUAUAAACUUCCUACUUUGGGGCAACUUGCCAGAGAUAGAAGAGACUGCAGAUGAAGAUGCAUUGGAUAUGUCGGCAGAGGAGUGUAUUAGAUGAACUGGAUUAUGAUAUGUAGGAUAUUCCAAAUUUUCCUAUUUAAAAUGUAUAUUAAUAAUCAACUUUAUAUUUGUUGGUUUUUUUUCAGUGCUUUAUUUGGAAAAUAAAAAUGGGGCAUUUGUUGAUUUAUUCAUUUGCUGUCUCAAAUUAAUUUCCUAAGUAUAAAUUAGUCAAUAUCCUUCUUUUCUUCUACUUCUACUUGCCCCUCUUCCUCUUUCCACACCUCUGUUCACUAUAGGUGUCUUCUUAAUUCAGAUAAGGAAAGAUUCUUUCACAUGUUGCUCAUCUACCUUCUAAGUUUGGAAGAGUUUUUCUUAUAACUAAAUGCUAGUACCAUUAAUUUUACAUUUCUGAAUAAGGGGCAUUAGUAUGCACACAGGUACAAACCAUACAUAUUAGCAAAGCAUACAUAGGUCAAGCACAACUGGAAAUUAAAGCUUACCUAGAAAUUAAAAAAAAAAAAAAAUAGGUUGUUAUGCUCCAUGAGUACUGAUUAUCAUAUGUUAUGCUAAUGAUAAGUACUUUAACAUGGAGCGAGACUUUGUGAAUCAACAAAUAGAAAAAUUAAAAGUUUAAAAUAUUUGCCAGCAUGUUUGCCUCAGUGUGUUAAUAAGUGCAUUUGUCAGACAAUUAUUGAUAUAUACUGUUUACCAAUAUUAUUUAUUUACUUUCUACUAAAGUUAUAUGGGUAGUAUUUUAUGAAAGCCAGAUGAAAUAAACCUCUGUAUCCCAUUCUAGGGCAUUCUUUGUAAAUAGGAAAUUUUAGAUGCAUAGUCUCACUCCUAACCAUCAAGCAGAAAAAAUGAAGAAGUGACUUAUUUAAACCAUUGUACAUUAUAAGAUUUUUUUAAAGCCACACAGGAAUAGAAAACUGGUUGGAUUACUGUUGGAUUCUGUUUUUAUGUAGAGUUGAAAAAUCAAUGCAUUGCCUUAGCUAAUAACUCAGCUGUGGGCAUUUUGUCAAUAGUAAUACCAAAGCAGACUGAG
Messenger RNA from Talpa occidentalis (Iberian mole), 1988 nucleotides. RefSeq names its product family with sequence similarity 72 member A (gene RUMY1). Gene Ontology annotation, cellular component: cytosol. The coding region runs from base 552 to 1001 and encodes 149 amino acids. The transcript is spliced from 4 exons. Lineage: Eukaryota; Metazoa; Chordata; Mammalia; Eulipotyphla; Talpidae. The record is from RefSeq and is a predicted model, not a curated record.